AUGCAGACCGUGCGGGCACCCUUCCUGCCGCUGCGCCUGCUGCAGCUCAGCCGCGGCCGCGCUCGCGAGGCUCGGCGCAGUUGGGUCCGGCGCCGUCCAGGACGACUCCGGCGGCGGCUCGUCCUCACACCGAGCCCGGGCGCGGGCUGGCGAUCGAAUACUGCUGGAGGCGAUACCCGGAACAAGGCGCGCCCCAAGAAGAAACCCGGGCUGCAAAACAUUCUCGCGCGGAACAGAGAGAGGCAGGAGCAGGAAAAGGAGCGCGACGGCGCACAGGGCUUGGGUCUCUCCGCCUUCCUCCACGGCCUGUGA
Messenger RNA from Epithele typhae, 312 nucleotides. RefSeq lists its product as uncharacterized. The record is from RefSeq and is a predicted model, not a curated record. The coding region runs from base 1 to 312 and encodes 103 amino acids. NCBI's taxonomy places the organism in Eukaryota, Fungi, Basidiomycota, Agaricomycetes, Polyporales, Epitheliaceae. The transcript is spliced from 2 exons.